AUGUUGUUAAAAAAUAAAAUUUUCACUGCCUUGAUAAUAUUAUCUCUCCUCAUAUCAUGUCUUACAUCAUUUGCAUCUCCCUAUCCCAGCUAUCCAAUCGCAGAAAGUGAACCAGAAAGCUAUCCAAUUGCAGAACGAGGCUAUCCAAUCGCAGAAAGUAAACCAGAAAGCUAUCCAAUCGCAGAACGAGGCUAUCCAAUCGCAGAAAGUGAACCAGAAAGCUAUCCAAUUGCAGAACGAGGCUAUCCAAUCGCUGAAA
Messenger RNA from Entrophospora candida, 259 nucleotides. The record is from the annotation of a GenBank genome assembly. Lineage: Eukaryota; Fungi; Glomeromycota; Glomeromycetes; Entrophosporales; Entrophosporaceae.